Messenger RNA from Teleopsis dalmanni, 2456 nucleotides. RefSeq lists its product as uncharacterized. Bases 145 to 2001 code for a protein of 618 amino acids. The record is from RefSeq and is a predicted model, not a curated record. The transcript has 2 exons. Lineage: Eukaryota; Metazoa; Arthropoda; Insecta; Diptera; Diopsidae.
AUUGAAAAUUAUUCUAAAUUUAAUGUUGAAAAAUCACAUAGGUUCUUUAAGGAAUUCUUUUGCAUUUAUCGUAAAUAAAAUUCCUAAAUAAAGUGUCUCUAAAUUUAAAGUUAUUACUUCCAAAGGAUCUUCGAAUGCCAGCCCAUGCCUUUGCUACUUACGAAAUAUAAAGUUUCCAAUAAGGUUUACAAUGCUAUGCGACUGUUGACAAAAUGUCUUAAGCGGAAUGCUGAAGAAGGUUUUAAAUUCGUAGUCCCGGAAAACCGAAAAACAGUAGUAAAGAUUGAAAAUACUUAUAAGAAAUGUGGAACUAAUAGUGGUAUUAACUUGAAUUUAAUCCAGCAAUCAUCGUGCAUUAAACGUGGUCAAUUCUAUGUAAACUUAGAUCGUUUGGAUGACAAGUAUUUCAAUAAAUUCGAUAAGAGAAAAGACUCAGAUAAUCAUUUUGAUGAUGAGAUUAAAAACACAGUGGAAGAAAAACUUAUGAAUCACAUGGCUUCGGGAUCAAAUCUACGUUAUUCCACUAAGUCUGCUCUACAUUCCAUAAUUGAGAGACUACCCAGAAUUAUUAAAAUUGAUUAUAAAUUAUCAUCUCCCCAAUACAGGAACGUAAUAUAUAAUAUAGAUACAAAAUUUAUAAAAGAAGGCGCUCUAGAAUACACACCAGAGAAACCUCCCGAAGCAGAACUGAAUACAACUACAACUGAUGUGUCUUUCAAACUUUUAAACAAAUUGAAUGUUAAGAAAACUCUUAAAAGUAGUACAGCUAAAGUUAUUAAAAAGUACCAAGAAUAUCCAAAACGUCUGUACUUCAUUCCCUGGAAUAGGUCGAGUACCAAAAACGAUGCCAAGAAGAAUGUCAAAAAGGAUGAAGAAUAUUUUAAAAAUAAUGUUUUAAAAAAACUUGUUAAGUUUGAUGAACCUGAAACUGCACUGAUAGAAAAGUGGUCUACACAGAAACGUCCGAUUUUUAACAAACUUCCUGAAAAUACUUCUCUCCCUUAUGUUUCUCAGCUGAAUUUAAUGGAAGUACCAAAGUUUGUUAAACUUCAUAUGCCUAGGCUAACUAAAGAACACUUUGACAACAUACUUAAAAUGGGGAAGGUUGUUAAUAAUGAGGAGUUUCAGGAAACAUUAGAUGUAAUGAACAGCGUUCAAGGUGAGAAUAAAUUAAAUGAGCAAAGUGACCAUGAGAAUGCAAUGGAUGAGAAGAACGAAAUUGAAGUGGUUUCAAGUACUGAAAAUGUUGCAGAUGUCAUGCCUAGUGCAACUGAUGAACAUAGCAAAAAACCAAUCUCUGUAAUUGGGAAGAGUUUUAACAGUUUUACACCGAUAAAUUUUAUAAAGUCUGUCGAAUAUAAAACUACACAACCAUUUAAAGAAAGCUGGACUGGUCAGAAACGUCAAUCUUUUAGAAAAUCUUCUGAAAGCACUCCUUCACCAUACAUUUGUCAACUUGAUUUAAUGGAAGUACCAAAGUUAAUCAAAAUUCCAGCAUCUAAGUUUAGAAAAAAUCGAAACAAAAAAAUAAUGUCAAUUGUUAAACAAAAGGAACUUAAGCGCACAUCGAAUGAGAAACUCUGCUUAAAUGAACAAAGCACCUCAAAAAAUUUAGUGAACAUCACGCCUAGUGCAGAUGAUAAAUAUCUUGAAAAACUCGAUACUAACAAAACACCUAGUCCUAUUUUAACCACAACAAAAAAACAGAAAGAUUAUCGAAACUUACCUACUAAAAAUGUAAAUACCGAAGGUGAACAAAAUUCUCUGCGUUGUAAUAAAAAUAACAAGAAAAAGGAUAACAACGCUCUAAAGACCCCUAAUGUAAAGUAUAAAAAUGAAUACAAAUUCAAUAAGGACAAUAGCAGUGACAUUGAUAUAAAUAAAAUGUGCCCGCCGUUGCCAAUAAAGAAGAAGGAUGAAGAUCGAGACAAAUAUCUAACUAAAACCCCGAAGCGAUAUUUUCACCAAAAUAAAGUUAGAAAACAUGAAUCCACAUGUUAAAUUAAAUAUGAACAAAAUCGAAAGGAUAGCAAAUAUUUAAACAAAUGAAAUGUUGAAAGCACGUAAAGCAUGGAAAGGUGUAGACGAACUAUCCUUUCUUAUAACUGGAACAAUUUUCCAGUUAUAAGAAAGGAACUUCAUCCUUUUAAGGAUUAACCAUUGAUAAUUGAGAUUUUCGGAUUAUAUAUCAAAGACAUCUUUAUUGCAUUUUGGUGAAUAAAAGUUAUGUAUUGUUAACAACAGCGAAAAGUUCUGGCAUGUUUUGACGGGAAUAUACAGUUCUACCUUCCAUGUAUAAGUAAUAUUUUGUAUGGAUACUGGAGAGCAACAACUAAGUACUAAGGGGAAUUCUAAAAAUCUAUUACACUUAUCCUAUGUAUAAAAACAAAAAACUUAUCUUAAUCAGUAAAUUCUUUAGACACUAUAUAUAAAUGUCAGAUAAAUGCAAACGAAAA